Messenger RNA from Closterium sp. NIES-67, 3101 nucleotides. NCBI's taxonomy places the organism in Eukaryota, Viridiplantae, Streptophyta, Zygnematophyceae, Desmidiales, Closteriaceae. The record is from the annotation of a GenBank genome assembly.
UUUAUUCCUGGGAGCUGCAUGGUUUUUGAAAGGCUUGGACCGACGAGGUGAAGUCUCAAGAAAACCAUGGCGGCGGAGGGCAUGAGGGCUGUAGGGCGCAAGGGAAAGGAAGUGGAAUGCGAGAAAACGGCACACGACGAUGCCGCUGAUACCAAUAAUGACGAGCAAAGCGACGAGGACGAUGAUUUCGACGAUUUCGCUGACUACCCGGAUACGGGGGAGGAGGAGGAGGAAGAUGACGAUGACUCGACAAGUGAUGAGGAGGGAAGAGAGAGCAAGGGAGAUGUCGGGGAGGGAGAAGAGGAGGAGGAAGAGGACGCUGAUUGGCUGCCUCGAUGGGUAAAAUCUCGUCUGGAUAACCGUCAGCCUCUCCGCAGGUGGCAAUGCCUGAACUGCACCAACGUCAACGUCGCCGCCCAUGCUCAGCGUUCCGGGACAGGCGAGACAGACGAGACUAGAAGAGAGAUGGAAUUACCAGAAGAGAGGGAUAACGGCGGCCGUGACAGUAACGGGAGUGAUAGUGAUAGUGACGUGCAGGAGGUUACGGCGGACAUGGAGGUUGAGUGGGUGGCGACGGAGAAGGGGAAGGGGGAGGGGAGUGCAGGGAAGGGUAAGGAGAGGAGUGGGGAGGUCGGCCGUGAGAAGAGCAAAGGGGCGGCGAGCGAUGAGGACGAAGAGUGCGAUGAGUGCGGUGCCUUGGAGUCAUUCACCAUCCAGUCUGUAGAGACAAUGGGAGCCACAGCAGCAGCAGCAGCAGCAGCAGCAAGAAGCGGAGCAGCAAGGGGCGCAUGUCAUCCGCCGCUACCCGCAACCUCAGCCUCAGCAGCAGCACCGCUACCCAAUGGCAGCCUCUCUUCUCCCGCCGCUCUCAGCCCUGCGAAUCCCAAGUCAGGGGCAGGGAAAUCAGGGAAGAAGAAAUCUGGAGCGAAGAAAGCAGGAGAGGAGGAGGGUGGGGGGUUGGAGCGGCAGACUGCAGUAGGAUGCGAUGAGAGGAUGCUGCUGCAUGAAGAGCUCGGCAAAGCCUCCCUGCAUCCUGAGCGCCCCGACCGCCUCAGAGCCAUUCUGGCGUACCUUAAAGGCGCAGGGUUGUUCCCGGGUCCAUGCAAGGCAUGGCCAUCAGAGAGUGCAGCAGACAAACUCAUUCUCAAUAGCCACACGCCCAACCAUCUCGCCACUGUAGAGAAGGCUGCUCUGACUGACACCAGUGCAUUCAACCCCGACACAUACGCCAACCAGCACUCCCCAGCAGCAGCGCGCCUGGCAGCGGGGACAGCAGCCUCCAUGGCCCGCGCCAUUGCCACCAGGCGCCUGCUCAACGGCUUCGCACUCGUGCGGCCGCCAGGGCACCAUGCGGGGUCGGAGGGUCCUCAGGGCUUCUGUCUGCACAACAACGCAGCGGUGGCAGCCAGGGCAGCGCAGGCAGCAGGGGCCAAGAAGAUCCUGCUGCUCGACUGGGACGUGCACCACGGCAAUGGAACGCAGCAGAUAUUUGAGGACGACCCAUCUGUGUUCUAUGUGUCCAUCCAUAGGCAUGAGGGGGGCUCAUUCUUUCCCGGCACUGGAGCGCCCACUGAGAUCGGGACAGGGCCAGGAGAGGGGCGGUCGGCCAACGUGGCAUGGCCGUGCGGAGCCAUGACCGACGCGGAUUACCUCGCUGCCUUCUUCCACCUCAUACUGCCCCUCGCAUAUGAGUUUCAACCGGACCUGACAAUCAUAUCAGCUGGAUUCGAUGCUGCUGAAGGCGAUCCACUUGGUGGAUGCAAGGUAUCACCAGCGGGAUUCGCCCAUAUGACAUCGCUCCUGCUGCCUCUCACAGCCAACCGAAUGCUGCUCAUUCUCGAAGGAGGGUACAACCUCCUCUCCAUUGCAUCUUCAACUGCUGCUGUGAUUCGAGUGCUGCUGAACCAGCCCCUCCCGGCCAUCCGUGCGCCCUUCACCCCCUCGCCUCCAGCCAUGGCAGCCAUUCUCAUGGCAGCGGCUGCCCUUCGCCCCUUCUGGAAGUGCCUUGCCGCUCAAGCCGCUGCCGCCUCCCCUCUUCUGCUUCCCCUCAUGCCCAACGCUGCUGCGGCCAGCCAUCCUCCUUCUGGUCCUCCUGCUGCUGCUGCCGCUGCUGCGGCGGCGGCGGCUGUAGGCGGUGGUCAGGAGGAGGCGAAGGAAAGAGAAGAUGCAGCCCCGGCACGCACAAGAGCGGCUGGAAAGGAAGCCUCCCAUGGUAAAGCAGCAAUGCAGCAGCAGCAGCAGCAGCGGCGGCGGCGGCGGCGGCAGCAGCGGCAGAAUGUUCAAGGAAGAGUGCGGCACGGGGCACAUGGGGGACGGCCAGGCAGGGGGCAUGAGCGGGUGCGGGUGGGGCUGCGGUCGUUCCCCUCGUGGUGGAUGCUGCGCCGUGUGCACAUGCCGUGGCUGUGGGCUGUGCCCCUCGUGCGCAGCGGCCUCACAGGCGGGUCAGGACUUCUCACGAAGGAAGGGAGGUGCAGAGGCGAAUGAGGGUGGGGGCUCCGGUCGUUCCCCUCGUGGUGGAUGCUGCGCCGCGUGCACGUGUGCACAUGCCGUGGCUGUGGGCCGUGCCGCUCGUGCGCAGCGGCUUGCCUCAUAGGCGGGUCAGUCAGGACUUCUCACUAGGGAGGGGAGUGGCAGAGGCGAAUGAGGUGCAUGUGCUGGUGCAUGUGUGGGUGCGCUUGGGGCUGCAGUCAUUCCUCUCAUGAUGCAUGCUGCGCAGUGUGCACAUGCUGUGGCUGUGGUUCACAGCGGCUUGCCUCACAGGCGCAUGAGGAGAACUCACACGACAUGAGGCAUGUCUCAGGGGGGGAGUUGCUGGCAGAGACAGGUCGCUGACAUGGGUAGGGUAGGAAACUCACACGCAAGGCAAAAUAGUAGAGGGAGAUGGUACCCUUGACAGCCGCCUUUUUGCACCGUCUAAGGAGUGGAAUGAGUGGAAUGAGUGGGAUGAGUGGGAGUAAGGAAAUAAAAAUGAUUCGUUUUACGGUAGCUAGUUGUGACUGAAAUUGUUGAUCAUGCCCUUGCCUUGUGCAGAUACUUGUGUCUGGUCUGCUCUCUUAAGUAACACACGGUAUCGCGUGUUUGCAGCAAGAGUGUAAGACACU